GUGACGUAUUAACUGGUAUUGACUUGCCGACGCCGGGCUUGUGAUUGCGACUAAACUCAAACUUGACAGAGGGGAAAAGAGAAAUGGAGUCGGAAGAAGUGGAUAAGAAUGCAGCAAAUGCAGCCCCUAAAGCUAAAGAACAUGCACUUAUUGCUGCAGAUUUAGAGAAAGUUACAGACUAUGCGGAAGAAAAUGUUAUCUCGGGGCAAGAUAUGAGCAAUGCCAUUGCAGCAUUGAGUGGUGACAGAACAAAGGAAGUAGAAAAGGCUGAAAGAGAAAAGGAACUGGCCAAGGUGACAAUAAAGAAAGCGGAUGUUGACCUAAUAAUCCAUGAAAUGGAAAUCUCAAGAUCUGAAGCAGAAAGAAGUCUGAGGGAAAACAAAGGAGAUCCUGUUCAAGCAUUGCUUCAGCUUGUCAACUGAAAUAUAGACUUUCCAUGAACGUAGCUUUAUGUGUACGUACCUGACAUGAAUUGAUGGAAGGAAGUGUGAGUCUCCUGACCUAGGUGAUGUUGAUGAUUCCGUGGUCAGUUUUGAGAUGCUCCAAGGACCAAACAUCAAAAGUACAACCUAACCUGAUAUCAUAUGUACAUUGCAACAUUUCCACAAUUCAUAUGUCUCAGAUGAAACAAAUUCUAAGCAUAUCUUGUUCUACUGCACUACAGCAAGAAGAUAUGCAGAAAAGUACUUUGGUGUCUGCAUCAUAUGAAUGCAGUAGUGACGUAACUUUCUAAUCAGACAAAGAGUUGGGGGGGGGGGUUGAGCCAUUGUUUAUGUUCAAUAUUUUGCCCUUCCUAGGUUUUUUUUUUCGAUCAGAAUUUAAAUUAAUGCAGAUUUAGUGUGAUUAUGUGGUAUCACAUUCACAGUUGGUAAUGAUGUUAUUUAGGAAGACGGUGCCCAAUGCAAGUGCUAAAAUUACACUUUUUCCAACAUCUGACACCAGGGGCAAGUGCAAAACACACCCUCCUUCCAAAUUUUGAUGAUGUUAGCUUAUUCACUUCAUUAAAUAACCCACAUGAACACUUUAAAAAAUGUUUUGUAUAAGACUGGUAGUGGUAGGUCAAGUCAUCUUACUACAAAUGGGCAUUGUAUUGCUGCUCAAUAUACUACAUUUGUUAUCUUAAAAUGACUUCUACAGCAAGAUUAACAGACUAUUAAUUAUUUUCAAACUGUUGUGUUUUCCCCUAAGUAGAAAUGCUUUUCUUAGUUUUUCUUCCCUUUUGUAUUUUGAUUUUGAAAGUUAUGUGCUUGCACAAGACAAGCUACAUUUGCUUCAUACUGUGUAUUUAAUAUUUCUUAAAACCCUUCAUAUUUUAUUGUCUCUUGAAAAUUUGCGUGUAAAAUUGCCAUUAAGACUGACUGAUGUAAAGUGUAAGGGUUAACUUCUUUUACCCCCCCCCAAAAAAAAAUUACUGAGAUUACAUAUUUAACUGUUUUUAAAAUGAAAAAUAUGAAUACAUUUCUAUUGUGCUACCUUGUAAUGAUUUGUCAAACAAAUACAGAUUAAAAUAAUGGUGUCAAAAAAUUGCCAUGUAAAAUUUUCUGAUUUAUGGCUUUGUAGCAGACAAAAAUGGUAUCAUUUUUUUUGUAAAAUAUCAAAUUUAGGGAGCCAUGUGGCAAUUGGUUUCCCCACAACCUCUUCAUCUCUUAGAAUAUUAUUUAAAAACACAGCUAGCUUCCCAUUGAUUAUAUCAUGAAAAGCCUUAUUGUUUCUCAAAUUGAAAUUGAUAUGUUGAAUAAUUAAAAGAUAAAAUUCACGUUUAAAA
This is a messenger RNA of Lytechinus pictus (painted urchin), 1765 nucleotides long. Its product is annotated as huntingtin-interacting protein K-like. The transcript has 4 exons. Gene Ontology annotation, biological process: protein stabilization; negative regulation of apoptotic process. Bases 84 to 422 code for a protein of 112 amino acids. Lineage: Eukaryota; Metazoa; Echinodermata; Echinoidea; Temnopleuroida; Toxopneustidae. The record is from RefSeq and is a predicted model, not a curated record.